Messenger RNA from Ailuropoda melanoleuca (giant panda), 7617 nucleotides. RefSeq names its product phosphoglucomutase 2 like 1 (gene PGM2L1). Gene Ontology annotation, biological process: carbohydrate metabolic process. The record is from RefSeq and is a predicted model, not a curated record. Gene Ontology annotation, cellular component: nucleus. NCBI's taxonomy places the organism in Eukaryota, Metazoa, Chordata, Mammalia, Carnivora, Ursidae. Bases 473 to 2185 code for a protein of 570 amino acids. Gene Ontology annotation, molecular function: intramolecular phosphotransferase activity; glucose-1,6-bisphosphate synthase activity. The transcript has 15 exons.
UUGUUCUCUCGCGGUGGGACCGCCUCAGUACGUUCACGCAGAAAGAGACCCGGAGCUCGUUUGGUGGGAGCAGGCGGCCGCAUCCCCCCUCUCUCCAGCUUCCCAAAGGUGCAGAAGGAGCUGGCUCAGACACCCUGCGGUUGGUCGGUCUCCGAUGCCCUUCAGUGAGGAGGGGGCGUCAGAACCCUGGUGAGCGCAUCUCAGGCCCCCCCAACCCAGUGUCUUCGCCGGCCCCCCAGGCCCUCAAACCUCAGUCUGGCUGCCAUGGCUGAAAAUGCAGAGGGGGACCUGAACUCCAACCUGCUCCACGCCCCCUACCACACCGGGGAUCCUCAGCUAGACACGGCCAUCGGGCAGUGGCUCCGUUGGGAUAAGCCAUAUAAAGUUGCAGCAAUCCAUAGGAUUAGAACCUGAACGAAAAUUUUGGAAUCCCAAAACAAAAGAGCAGAUUGAAAAUCUGUUACGGAAUGGAAUGAACAAGGAGCUGCGAGAUCGUCUUUGCUGUCGAAUGACUUUUGGGACUGCAGGACUUCGUUCUGCUAUGGGGGCAGGAUUUUGCUAUAUUAAUGACCUUACAGUAAUUCAGUCAACACAGGGAAUGUACAAAUACCUUGAAAGAUGUUUCUCAGACUUCAAGCAGAGAGGCUUUGUUGUUGGGUAUGACACCCGGGGUCAAGUAACUAGCAGCUGCAGCAGCCAAAGACUUGCUAAACUCACGGCUGCAGUCUUACUGGCCAAAGAUGUUCCUGUGUACCUUUUCUCAAGAUAUGUUCCUACACCUUUUGUACCAUAUGCAGUUCAGGAGCUCAAAGCAGUUGCAGGCGUGAUGAUUACUGCUUCUCACAACCGCAAAGAAGACAAUGGCUACAAGGUUUAUUGGGAGACUGGUGCUCAGAUCACAUCUCCUCAUGAUAAAGAAAUUCUGAAAUGUAUAGAAGAAUGUGUGGAACCUUGGAAUGGUUCCUGGAAUGAUAAUUUAGUGGAUACCAGCCCACUGAAGAGAGAUCCUCUGCAGGACAUUUGCAGAAGAUACAUGGAAGAUCUUAAAAAGAUCUGUUUUCACAGGGAAUUAAACUCAAAGACCCCCUUGAAAUUUGUACAUACAUCUUUUCAUGGGGUUGGACAUGACUAUGUGCAGUUGGCUUUUCAAGUGUUUGGUUUUAAGCCUCCAAUUCCAGUCCCAGAACAGAAAGAUCCUGAUCCAGACUUUUCUACCGUUAAAUGCCCAAAUCCCGAAGAAGGAGAAUCUGUGCUGGAACUUUCUUUGAGACUGGCAGAGAAAGAAAACGCCCGCAUCGUGCUAGCCACAGAUCCUGAUGCGGACCGGCUAGCAGUGGCUGAACUUCAGGAGAAUGGUCAUUGGAAAGUUUUCACAGGGAACGAGCUGGCAGCUUUGUUUGGGUGGUGGAUGUUUGACUGCUGGAAGAAAAAUACAUCAAGAAAUGCUGAUGUGAAGAAUGUUUAUAUGUUAGCCACCACAGUCUCUUCCAAAAUUUUGAAGGCAAUUGCGCUUAAAGAAGGAUUUCAUUUUGAAGAAACAUUACCAGGUUUUAAAUGGAUUGGAAGUAGGAUAAAAGACCUCCUGGAAAAUGGGAAAGAAGUCCUUUUUGCAUUUGAGGAGUCGAUUGGUUUUCUGUGUGGCACUUCGGUUUUGGAUAAAGAUGGGGUGAGUGCAGCCGUAGUUGCUGCCGAGAUGGCAGCUUACCUGGAAACCAUGAAUAUAACAUUGAAACAACAACUGAUUAAGGUUUAUGAAAAAUAUGGUUAUCAUAUUUCAAAAACUUCAUAUUUCUUGUGUUACGAUCCAACUACCAUCAAAAGUAUAUUUGAAAGGCUUCGCAAUUUUGAUUCUCCAAAAGAAUAUCCAAAAUUCUGUGGGACAUUUGCUAUAUUGCACGUACGGGACGUUACCACUGGCCAUGACAGCAGCCAGCCUAAUAAGAAAUCAGUGCUGCCUGUGAGUAAAAACAGCCAAAUGAUUACAUUUACUUUUCAAAAUGGCUGUGUCGCUACUCUUCGGACAAGCGGGACAGAACCAAAGAUAAAGUAUUAUGCAGAGAUGUGUGCACUACCCGAGCAGAGUGACACCGCCUUCCUAGAAGAGGAACUGAGGAAACUCAUUGAGGCUUUGAUUGAGAAUUUUCUCGAGCCCAGUAAAAAUGGACUGACCUGGCGUUCUGUGUAGCGCACACCAGGACGCCAUGACUGCGCCCCGGCACAUGGAACAGAACAACCAGGAGCUCCAUGCGUUGAAGUCGCAUUAGCGUUCUCUCUCUAAAUCUUCUGGCCAAGUAUCUUUGUACUUUUAUUUUCUUUCUUUUGGGGGGGCUGACGAAACAAACUGUAUAAACUCGAAUGGAAAUGGUCUGGAGAGAAAGGAUUCAAAUUUUUUCAUAAUCGUGAACAAACGUCAUUGCAUUAUAAGUAUUGUAGUACCACAUUGUUCUUCCUUUAACAGAAAAAAAAAAACCCAAUACGUAAGUGAGUUUUCUUAUGUGUGAUUAAGCUUAGUUCCAUAUUGUAAUUGUGGAUAGCAUGGUUUUUUUAAAAGGCAGAUGAAUGUUAUAUAGUUGUAGAGUUAGUUAAGGAAAUUAAUCUAUAAAAUUGACAAGAAAAUGGCAUUGCUCCCAGCAUAGUGUGGGAAAGUGUCAUUAUUGCAUCAUAGGUAUUAACUUACGAGUAUUUGAAAUUGGGUAUUAGCAUUUCUAGCUUAGAACAGAUGUUACCAUAUGUGGUUUCAGGUGCUCUUGGUGCAGUGUAAAUUUAUUGUACGUAUUUAAAAUUCUGACGUUUACUGAAUGUGAAACAAUAGUGGCAAUGCUCCUAGUGGCUUUGUUCUUGUCAGAGUUCUUAGUGCCUUCUCAGGGUAUGGUAUGAAUUAAAACAGUGUUCCUGUAUUGAAUAUAAUUUAGUCAGUUAAUUUUCAGCCAGUUAUUUCAGACCAAACUACGUAGGUGCUUCCCCUCCAUAUCAGAUCAAUUUGCCCUUUUAAAAAUCUUAUGAAUGUAAAUAAAAAUCCUAAUAAAAUCAGACUCGAUGUAACUGUGCUUAGGAUCUUCUUUAAGAAUGAAGUGUCAGUAAUCACACCCUUCAGGUAAAGAAAAAAAUCUGAACUGAGAAAGGAGCUCUGAAUUUAUUUAAAAGUCUGACUUUGGAAUUAUAUUUUUAUAAGUAGAUUUAUCCCUUUAUCAGAUGAAGUAAUGCUAAUUUUACUAAGAAAUAAAAUAUCCAGAUUUUAGGUGUUAUGAAACACUAAAACUACAUGAUUUAAAACUAAAGUCCAGUUUAUUCUAACAUCUUGCUGGCUACUGUAGAAUUCCUCAUCUCAAGAGUACUAUUGAUCUUUUUUGAUGUGGAAAAAAGUUUUGUAUAUAUAUAUUUUCCAAGUAGACUCCAUGCCCAGCGUGGAGCCCAAUACUGGGUUUGAACUCAUGACCCUGUGAUCAAGACCUGAGCUGAGAUCAAGAAUCGGAAGCUUAACUGACUGAGCCACUCAGGCGCCCGUCAAUGUGGAAAAAAAUUUUGGAAGGUCACUUUUGGUUGAUUCUCCGGUCUUCUAAAAAAGUCUUAGUAGAAAUGUACUAUUUAAUUUUCUUAAAGCGUAUCCUGUCCUAUACAACUCACAGAAUAUUUAAACACGUCGUAUAGUUAAGAGGUAACAAAAACAAGGCCUUGGGUAUAAUCAUGCUAAACAAAUUGCUAAUGGGACAUAACUGGUUUUAGAGAAUUUAUUUCCUAAAUAAUAAUAAUAGUAAUAUAACAUUUGCACUGAUUAGUAAAUAAUGGCAUGGUUUGUGCAGCUCUAUCAGCUCACAUUUGGUUGAACUCACAUAGAGCAAAUAUAAUUUUCAAAUUAUUGUAUUGCCACUAUUGUUAAUUUGUUCCUUCCUUUCCUGUAGCCAGGUCUCAUAUGACUGCAGGUAAUAGACAGCGAGCGAAGUGUACAGCACCAUACUUCUAAAUGACUUUGUUUUCAGAGGCUUUGUACUGAAGAAGAAAUGUGCAGACUUUUUUGUUUUAUUUACUUUUAGGAAUGUGGAAUGUAAUUUAGGAGAUGGCCUAUGUUCUACCAAGUGGUAUGAACAAUGCUAUAUCUAUGAAAAAUAUGUAUAUUUGGCUUUCGUUUCUGUGUUUCAGUGACCGAAGAACAAAGUGGAGCUAAAAUGAUAUGCUAGCCCACUCAUAAUCACUAAAGCUGUGUCGUGACUGUCAUUCUAUUGUAAGGAGAACAGUUUUGAGUGCUUUAAUGUAAUACAACGUUUAAGUCAUCUUAAGCAAGGUGAAAAGUUAUUAAAGCUUAGAUUCUUAGCUCAAAAAUUUAAAAAUCCAAAGUUAAAAUCAACAAAAUGUUACAAAUUUCCUGAAGUGUAUAGAUUAAGGGAAUUAUCUGAUUCUAGCCAAGCUCUCAAGUCUAUAUUGGCAUGAUAUUUAACAUGAACUUGACACAGUGAUGUACAGUUGCCUCACAGGAUAAAUUUAGUAAUGGGCGCCGACCAGGAAAGACAAGAGUGCUGGACUGUAGGUCUCAGCCUUGGGCUCUGCAUUGUUCAGGUUUUUCUUCAUGAACAACAUCAUGAAAAUGAAUCCAUUCUCAUUCAGUGGGUAGAUUAAAACUGGGCUUUUCUAGAGUUUUGGGGAAAAAGAAUGAACUAGUGGGGCAAGAUCAAAGCAUACACUGAAAAUAAGUAGUAGAAAUAAACACUAGAAAGGUCAACGCGAUGGCACAGGAGAUGUUUCUUGUGAAGGGCGAAUUCAUCUCUCUAAAAGUAGGGAAUAAACUGGCUGUGGGCAAGUUGUUUACCCGUGUGUAUUUGUUACAAUGAUGAGCAGAUAGUGAACCUUCUAUUUUCCUUUAUUAGCACCACUAAAAAGAGGCCACGUGUUAGGAGGUGAGAAAAAGCACCCCUCUUACUGACUUAAUUCCUGCUAGGACGUUGUGUCUUAGGAUCAUAUGGGAGCUAGGGAGGGGAGGACACAGCAGAAAUAAAAAGGAAUACAGCACAGAUUGUGAGAAGUUCAAAGAAUUAAAGCUGUUGAGAUAACUUAAGAUUAUUAGUUGAAUCUUUUAUUAAAGGACUUAAAGUAAGAAGUAAUAGGACAAACCGUUCUCUGUCUUCAGUGAGGACAGAAUAAACGAGAAUGAGGACCUUUUCAAAACAACUAAAUAACAAACUUAAAUAUUAAGGGAUAUACUAAAUGUCUUUUAAAGGUUUCUUCCAAUGCUUUUUUUAAAACUCAGGUUGGAACAAUGUUGAUGUCAUAGAGAGCCCUGAAAGUAACAUUUGAGUUUCGCUCCCUAUCUAGAAGAAUGUAGCUCACAAGAGAGUUUUUGUAUAUGUUGAAUAGUAGAUGCAUGAGUGCAGUCUUUAUUUGCUGCACAGAGACCUGCCUGGAUAUUAUUUUUAAUUUAACCUGGCAAAUUAAGUGAGACUUGAACACCAUUUUGUUCAUCUUGAAGAAUGUGUAGCAUUAUAGGAUAUUUGAGGGUUCUGUUUAAACUGUAUUGUUUUUUGGAUGUAGUAACUUCAGCAGACAGAGAGGUUCUAAGAGAUUGGAUACCUUGGGAAUAUCCUUAUGUAGGAAAUAGGCCUCCUGUUUCUUAAGGAGGUAGCUUCUGGAGUGGACGCGACAGAGAUAUUAGCUGGAGUUUAAUGAAGAAAUUGUUCUAUGAACUGCUGCUACUGGUAUUUCUUUCCGAUGUUUUCCACUGAUGUUUGUGAUGCUUGAAAAAUCCAAAUUUCGCUUGGAUAACUUUAUUUUAUGCCUUUUUCUCUCUACCUCCCUCCUUCCCUAGAUGCCCUCCUACAUUUUGUUACUGUGAAAAGCUAUCGCUCUAUUACCUCACUGAUAAGAAAUCUAAACUGUAUUCAUUCAGAAUGCUUUAAACUGAUUCAUAACCUAGGUUUGUUUUGUUUUUGGUUUUGUUUUUUACUUUUGGUUAUUCUGUUAUUGUGAGAAUAUUUAAGACAUUGUAAGAAGUAAUUUUAAAUCUAUUUCAUAGCCUUUUUUGGUCCAUCUGGAUACUAUAUGUUAAUUUAUUAUGGCCAUUUAUAAUUCACUUGUUUUUUCUGAGAUUGCUCUAGAAACUGAUGAGGAAAGAGUCUUACCAAUCAAAACAGAUGGUCAGUCAAUCUCACAUUUUAUUUCAGGUCUCCUUGUACUUGGGGCAUCCAAAGCACAAAAUCUGAGGAAAUCUUUUUUCGUGUUUGUCCCCCAGAGCAUCUUACCAUAGGCCAUAAGAAGUCCGAGUGGAAGAAGAGAACCUUUCAUUGCAGGACUUGACACGGCAUGACUUUCUUUAGUUCCAGUAGAAAACCAAGUCAGUUUUUACCAUCGGUUACUUUAAAGUAUUAACCAGACCGUUACGUUCAUUAAGCCACCUUUUCUCUUUGUUAGUUCAAGACUAUAUACCUUAAAAAGAGGACUAUAUACCUUAAAAAGAGGACGUAUCAGAAUGAGUAAAGUGACCGAGAUAAGGGCACAUGGCAUAGCUAAGGUUUGCUUCUCCAAUUUUCCCACCAGCAUAACCCGUAAAGCACAGGAGCAGGAUGAAUAUGUGGGGGGAGGGCCCAAGAGCCGACUCCAGAGCAGUCCACUGCUCAUGAAAUUUCGUGUUCUACCAUAAAAAUUUAAGCUGAAUUUGGCAUUCCCCGUAAUAAAACUGUUUCGAUAUAAAAAUGAUGCCUUCAGUCCUCCCGGAAGUCGGUGCUGCUGGAAAGGAGUACCCUGUCGAUCACAGGGCCUCAGUGGUCUCCCCCUCCCCUCCCCAAUUGCUGCCUCUGCCCGGUGGUACACGGACCUUAAGGUGAGAAACAGAAACAUAGAACAGAUCUAGCCUGGUCCCUGCAUUUUAAAAGCUGAACUCUGAAAGUAUUACUGCCAAAUUAAACUGACCUGAAGCAGUUACUAGGGGAUUGUAUUUUAAAGCAGCUAAUAGUUUAAGAAACAAUCAAAAAUGUUAAUUUUACGAUUCAGUUUUUUAAACAAUUCUCAUGACUGAAAUUGAUAAUAAAUCGUCGUCAUUAAGCACGCACACCCCUAAAUACUCAGUUUCUUUCGAGAGAGCAAAGCAUAUCCCUAUUUGGAAAAUUAUAUAUAAUGCCUAGUAUUUAACACUCAAAGCAAGGUGUUGGCCAAACAGGUUCAGAAAGUAUCUAUGUGGACUUCUUAUCAUGGGUAUAGGUGCCAUUUUGAGCCGCCUCGUGCUACCUUCCACGUGAGUCACAACUCAUUUGAUACGAUUUGGUAUAUUUUUGUCCACUGUUAUGAUUCAUCGUGUAUCUCACAAGAGGCACUCAGGCAAGAAUCUGCAUCUGUAUAUAUGGUGAGGCCUUCUUGUUGUAGGCUAAAAUAAACUUUGUAUACGUCACUGAAUAUGCCAGAUAAAAUAUAUGCAGUUAAGAAUGAAUUAUUUUUCUGUGUAGCAGUAGAUCAAAAUUGUGCUCUUGCUUUACCAGUUUUUGUCAACAUUUUCUCAUUUUUUUUCCCGAUGAAAACACCAGGGUGUGUCAUAAGUACGGCCUGUGAGAAUUUGCACUUGAAGUGUUUGUGUGUAGAUUUCUUGUGGUUUUAGCCAAAUGAAGUGUUAUCAGUAAUAAACAGGCCUCUUUAUAGGCA